Molecule: messenger RNA, 1230 nt
Organism: Symbiodinium natans
Lineage: Eukaryota; Dinophyceae; Suessiales; Symbiodiniaceae
Source: the annotation of a GenBank genome assembly
AUGCGCCUUCGCAGCCACAUCUGGGCAUGUGCGGCAAUGUCGCUGUGCUACUGGCAAGGUAAGGAGCGCACCAGCGCUGGGCGUCAUGGGGUGCCUGUCAACCGUCAGGCCAGGGGCGCCGGUGCUUUUGCAAAGCGACGCCGUCAGGCCAACCUGCGCCAGAAUCGGAGCUUCGACAUCGAUCAGUGGGAAGUGAACCAGGGGAUUGAUCUGGCCGAAGAGUAUCUCCAACCAACUGAGGACUUGCCCCAGGCUCUUUGGCAACUCGUUUGGCGCUGUGACGAGGAGAGGAGGAACUUCUUUUUCGAAGGCACAGGCGAAGGCUUUGGAACUUCGAGACGGACUAUCUGCAGUGCCAUUGAGGAGAAGUUGGCCCAGUGUGACCUGCGGCCAAGGCGUGUGUUUCUGAGUGGUUCCACGAAGCGUGGGACCAGCGCACACUUGGAAGAUGACAUGACGAACAUCCGCACCUGCACUGACUUCGAUGUUGUUGUUGGUUUCGAGCCACGGCUCUUUCAUCAGCUGCUCCAGAAGGAUUUCGAGCCAAUGAGGCGGUGCUUGAUGUCCGAAGUGAGUGGCCAGAAGUAUGGCAUGCCGAUGAACACUUCUCGCUCCCGGUAUGGCUUUGAACUUCAUGUGGGCCUGGGUCCGGUAGAUGUGGUUCCAGCAGAAAUCUGCGACGGCCAGCCGGGGCACCGGCUUUGGGACGAGCAUGAGCAAGCGAUGUUGCGCAACAACCCCCAAGCGAUUGAAGAGAAGCUGGAGAGCAAGCAGAAGGAGUCCAAUCUGGAGUGGAGGGCUGUUGUGUUGCUUUGCAAGCUAUGGAAUCGGCAUGCGAAGGAAAUGCAGAGCACCGCCCGCCGUGACAAGUUGCCCUUUGGCUUCGUCUCCAAGAAUUCAAGCCUGAAGCGGAGCUUCGAGUCGAGCUGGCAAAGGUGUUGUGAAAGUUCGGAGGCCGCCAUGCUUAGAAAGUCCAAGUUGGGCUUCAGCAGCUUACACAUUGAAAUGCUUCUGCUGUCCUUGCCGGUGCCGCAGAAGGAUCAGCGCAAUGUAGCAGAAGUCUUUCGCGGCGCUCUGUUCUUCAUGGCCGCCAACUGCCAAAGCAACACUUGUGCAGAAGCGUCCUGGACCGGCCGUCCUGUACAACAUCAGGUGGAUGAUGGGUGCGCCCGAUGCAUCCGAGAAUUCGCCGCGCUCAGCCUGCAAGCACUGGAGGAUGCCAUGGUUUAG